This is a messenger RNA of Necator americanus (New World hookworm), 363 nucleotides long. RefSeq lists its product as uncharacterized. Lineage: Eukaryota; Metazoa; Nematoda; Chromadorea; Rhabditida; Ancylostomatidae. The record is from RefSeq and is a predicted model, not a curated record. Bases 1 to 363 code for a protein of 120 amino acids. The transcript has a single exon.
AUGGCAAAAGAUUCCCAAAAUACGUUGCAAAAAGUGCAGUCCCAGCACUUCGCCAAAGUUCACAACCUGAAAGGUCAACUGCCUGAAGAGAGCAUGGAAUCUUUGGCAACAAACAUUGGUUUCGUAACGCUGAACUGCCAAACAGUGUCGACUGAACUCCAGCAAUCCGCCCUGUAUAGGCAUCUGCGAUAUCUUUUUGUGCCGUUUGGUGCAGAAUACAUGAGAGAUUGGCCCGUCAAAAUCAUCGAAAGUUACACCAUGUACUGCGGCGAUGGUGAUGAGAAGAAAACAGGUGGAUGCGCAAUACCUGCGAGGAACGAUUACAAAAAACCUAGUAGAGGGGUUUGGCUCAACGUCGUCUAG